AAACCUUUGGUGACCUACAAAAUUUUCCAGGUCCCACCCCCUAAGCCUAAGCCAUGGAUUUUGCGGAUUAUCUAACUCCGCCGCCCGAGGAGCGAAUAAUCCGUAGCCACAAUCUUAACAACGAGCAGCUCAAGGACCUAGAAACUGCCUUUUCACUAUUCGACCAUGAAAAGGCCGAGGUAAUUCCCAUGAAAGAAUUGAGGCCCCUCUUGCGGAGCAUAGCCUACCAUCCCACGGACCUGGAACUGCAGGAUAUCACCAACGAAAUCGAUCCGGAGGGCUUGGGGGAGCUAUAUCUCAGCGACUUCCUGUACAUAAUGUCGCAGAGGUAUGCAAAUAUGACCCCCGAGGACGAGAUCAUUGCUGCUUUCAGAGUCUUUGACUUAGAGGGAACUGGGUUUAUUCCUGAAUCAGAGUUUCGCCAUAUUAUGACAAAUCUGGGCGAGAAAAUGACCGAGGAUGAGAUUGAGGAAAUAAUUCGGGAUGCCGACUCCAACACUGAGGGAAACAUCGACUACGUUCGUUUCGUCAACAUGAUGUCCGAGUCAUAAGGAACCUUGGCAAGCUUUGCUUUAGGGGGCUGGGAAUCUGGAUAUUUCAGUCUCAAAAUCUUUUCCGGCCGGUAGCCUUCAUAAAUUCCAAAACUUCUCCCCAUAUCUCCAUAACAGCCGUGAGCUUCCUGGAAAAUACACACCCCUGGGAUAAAUACUUUUUAGAUACAUUUUAAUCAUGAGCGACCUAACAGAGGAACAGGUGGCCGAGUUCAAGGAAGCCUUUAUACAGUUCGACAAGGAUGGCACCGGCAAGAUCUCCACCCGAGAACUGGGGGCCGUGAUGCGUGCCCUGGGCCAGAAUCCCACCGAGUCCGAGCUGCAGGACAUGAUCGCGGAAAUUGACAACGACCCGAAUGGCCAAAUCGACUUCAACGAAUUCUGCUCAAUGAUGGCCAAGCAAAUGCGGGAAACGGACACCGAGGAGGAGAUGCGCGAAGCCUUCAAGAUCUUCGACCGCGAUUGCGACGGAUUCAUCUCACCGGCUGAGCUCCGAUUCGUGAUGAUCAAUCUGGGCGAGAAGGUCACUGACGAGGAGAUCGACGAGAUGAUCCGCGAGGCCGACUUUGACGGUGACGGCAUGAUCAACUACGAGGAGUUCGUCUGGAUGAUUGGCCAGAAAUAGCGGAUCAAUUCAUUUUACAUUUUACCAAAAUAAAACUAACACGAGGUCACUGUUAAAUGGAUCUUUUAAUUCCAUA
Messenger RNA from Drosophila ananassae, 1252 nucleotides. RefSeq names its product calmodulin-related protein 97A. The coding region runs from base 730 to 1176 and encodes 148 amino acids. The transcript has a single exon. NCBI's taxonomy places the organism in Eukaryota, Metazoa, Arthropoda, Insecta, Diptera, Drosophilidae. The record is from RefSeq and is a predicted model, not a curated record. Gene Ontology annotation, molecular function: enzyme regulator activity; calcium ion binding.